This is a messenger RNA of Parnassius apollo (apollo), 378 nucleotides long. The record is from the annotation of a GenBank genome assembly. Lineage: Eukaryota; Metazoa; Arthropoda; Insecta; Lepidoptera; Papilionidae.
AUGAGUGAUAAAAUGACUUCAUAUUCAUCACCAUUCAGAAAAACUGUGAAGUGGUACAAAAAGCUGGCCAUUGAGCUUAUUUUAAACACAGCGCUGGUGAAUGCUUGGAUUAUGUAUAAAGAGAACAAAAACACUAAUCAGGGUAUAGUGCAAUUCAGGCGCCAGUUAGUCGAGUAUCUUGUGGAUUCAGGAGUCGAUAAAGAAAAUUGUGAACAGCAGCAGGAGAGACCUAAAAGAAUGAAACACGAAUUGCUGAAAAGAGAGGGACCUGUUGCUAAAUUGAGACGUUUCUGCGUCGGUUGCUACAAAGAAAAUGUUAAAAAUCAUGGGUCAAAAGUCGCUCGAAAUAAAACUAAAAAAAGUAGUUACAUACUGUAA